AUGCAUCAGGUCGACAUUGAAAUUCUCAAUUGUCGUUCAUCCAAGGUAAAAUGUGUUGAUGAUGAUAUGGAUAUUCUUCUUUAUGUUAAGGACUCUAUUUCUUUUGCUUCAUUACAUGAUGAAACUAAGUGGCCAUUAAAAAUUGCUGGUGAAGAUUAUAUGUUUCCUUCUCGACCAUCAAUUCCUCCUCAGCUUUCAGUCAUUAUCAAAAACGUCAAUAUUCGAAUUGAUUUCGAGGAGUUUACAAAUGAUGUAAAAUCCAUGAUCCCUGAAGUAAUUAAUGUAAUUCGUAUGAAAAAUAAAUUCGGUAAUAUUAUCCAUAUGGUUAAACUAGAACUUUCAUCUGUUUCUGCUCGUCAAGAUCUACUUGAUGCUAAAAAAUUAAUGAUAAAUUAUAUCUCCUAUGAAAUUACUGAAUUUCUCUCUCCGGCACAAGUUUUAAUCUGCUCAAAAUGUAGCGGAAUUGGUCAUUUCCGCAAGCAAUGUUCUGAGCAAGAUGAAACGUGUAAAAAUUGUGCUCAAGCUUUUCCUGAUCUCAAAUCUCAUCAAUGUUCAGCUAGUCCUGUUUGUAAACAUUGUCAGGGUAAUCAUCUAUCCAACUCGAUGAAGUGCCCGGUCAUCAAAUCGUUUAGAGCCGAACUCACUAGGAAGCUUUUGUCUUCUGAUACUAAUCCAACAGCUGUAACACCAAAUAAUAAUAAUAAUAAUUAUUGUUUUAAUCCAUUAAAUUUUCCUCCACUUCCAUCUACUCAAGCACAAUUGAAUAACCCGAUGAUGUCUAAACUUGAUGAUCUUAUUGUUAAAAUAAACGAUGUCAAAGAUCAUCUUGCAAGUUUAACAUUAAAACACGAUAAAUUUGAAAAAUUUAUGGUCGAAAAAGCCAAACAAGAUACUCAUGUUAGUCAGCAAAUUGAUACAUUAUCAGCUAAUGAUCAAGAAUUUAAAAAAGAUUUACUUAAUCAUCAUAUGUUACUUCAACGUCAUGAAAAUUUUUUUACUAAAUUGUUUAUCCCAAUGUUGGAAGAUGUAUUCUCGUGGAUGGCUUUACAGAACCAGGACAAAAAAGGCAACACACUUGAUGCCGAUUUAAAAUGUAGAUUAGAACGUUAUGUUGUUCAAAUGAGAAAAACAAGAGAAGGUAAACACCGUUUUAAUUAA
Molecule: messenger RNA, 1158 nt
Organism: Rotaria sp. Silwood1
Lineage: Eukaryota; Metazoa; Rotifera; Eurotatoria; Philodinida; Philodinidae
Source: the annotation of a GenBank genome assembly